Molecule: messenger RNA, 3954 nt
Organism: Eimeria mitis
Lineage: Eukaryota; Apicomplexa; Conoidasida; Eucoccidiorida; Eimeriidae
Product: kinesin heavy chain, putative
Biological process (GO): microtubule-based movement
Molecular function (GO): microtubule binding; microtubule motor activity; ATP binding
Source: RefSeq, a predicted model, not a curated record
AUGGCGCUCGUUAAGCAAGGAACGGCCAAGGGCCGUAAGCUCAAAGCGGCUGGUGGUGCCGCAGAAGGUAUAAACCUAGAGCCAGAGUCAAUGGAAGAGAGCAUCAGAGUGGAAAGUGGCCACAUAAAGGCUUGGAAGGUGGAACAGAAAUCGAUGCAGUUAAUAGUUGAACCACCAACUCAAGCAGAGAUUGAAGAAAGCCGUCAGGGAAAGGCAACCACACCUAAGAAGGUGGUAGAAAAGACACAGGCUCAGAAGGACCAGGUGCAGAGGUUCUACGCGUUCGACAGGUGCUUCGACGACGAAGCGGAGAACGAUGAGGUGUUCGGCUACGUAGCACGAGACAUCGUCUUGGACGCUUUUAAGGGGAUCAACGGAUGCGUCUUCGCCUACGGCCAAACAGGCUCCGGAAAAACGCACUCAAUCAUGGGCGUGGCAGAAGAUCCUGGCAUUUUGCCGCGGUCGCUUGCAGAGUUUUUCGACUGCAUGUCAGAUUCCUCCUUGUUGCGGGAGGAAAUGGAGGAUGCUGCUGCCGAAAAGGAGGAGGAGACAGGGGAAACUCAACUUGCUGCAACAGAUUCCCGAACAGAGGGUCUGGAAGCAGGCGAAAACCGAGAAUAUCUCAUGAGGGUUUCGUACGUCGAAAUAUACUUGGAGCGGGUGAACGACUUGCUGCAAGAAGGCCCAAGAGGAGGGGCUUUGGAAAAUCUUGACGUCAAAGAAGAUCCGAAGAAGGGCUUUGUAGUGGUUGGAUUGCAUGAGGAAGCUGUUGCCUCUAUGGAAGAAGUGAUGAACCUUUUGUCCAAAGCUGAACAGCGGCGCCAUUUCGCCAGGACGAACUUCAAUGAAACUUCUUCUAGGUCUCAUGUGGUUUUCUCGAUUACUUUGGAGUCCACAAGCACUUUUGAGGACGGAACAAACGUAAGCCGGCGCGGAGAACUGAAGAUAGUCGACCUUGCAGGCAAUGAGAAGGCAGGCAGGGCAUCUGAAGGGGUGGAAAACGCCAAGCUUGUUCUCGAGGAGGGGAAGGCAAUCAACAAAUCCCUAUUUCUUCUCUCAGAGGUCAUAUCUAAGCUGUCGAAACAGGCACAACAAGCAGACGAAAAAGGCAAGAGGAAGGGAGACAAGGAAGUGUACAUUCCAUGGAGAGAUUCGAAGCUCACUCGUCUUCUCCAGAAAGCUCUUGGAGGCAACAGCCGUGCUGCAGUGUUGGUGGCUGUCCACCCGUCAAGUCUAUACUUGGACACCUCUUUUUCAACUCUCCGUUUCGCGAUGAAGUGCAAGGAAAUCAAAAAGAAAGUCUGUGCCAACUUUUUCUCUCCUGAACAGUCGCUCAUUGCACAACAGAAGAAGCUAAUUGCGAUGCUUCAUGCGCAGCUGAAGGAACUGUCGGAAGGAGGGGUAGUUCCGGGUGUCAGCUCGCAAAAGAAUGCAGAAAACGACGAACAAAUUCGAAUUCUGAAGAGCGACUUGGAGAACAAAGUGGCAAAGUUCCAGCAGUUCAUCAUAAAGGCGACAGCGGCUCCAACGCAACCAUCAUCUGGAGGAGGGUUGCAACGGGCUCGUACCAUGCGUCAGCCGACUGCAUUCCGAAGGAUGGAUACCCUGGCUGCUGCACGCUAUGGACUGCGAGACAUUGAUGGGUUGAAUCAAGCUGACUCCGAGGACCCUUCUGUGAGAGCAUCUAUGACGCAUGCGUUGAGCUUGUUGGACCGCUUCGGUCAGGACAUCAAGAGCGAUGGAUAUGGAAGCUUUCAAUCAAUGUCUAGUGCUGAAACUUCCGGGGGAGGAGUUCUGCGAUUUGAAACCCUGGAGCAUUCCAUUGAAGGGGCGAUACACGAGCUUGAAUGUAUAGAUGACAACCCGCCGUCAACCGGGGAAGAGUCUCUGACAUGUGAAGACUCGUCGGCGAGUGAUCUUUCCGAUCAUGAGACACCCGCCGAAACUCAUACAGAGGAAAACGCGCUUCCUGAUUCGCAGCCAGAUGCAGCGGCUAGCGAACGGAAGCUCAAACAACCCAAAGGCGCACCCGCAUCUGCGAAAGCCAAGGUGACGCGAGCCAAAGGAGAGAAGAAGCUGAAGCCGAAAACUACAAAAGCUCCUAAAAAGGUAAAGCCACCCGCUCCAGCCAAGGAACAGGGUGAAGCAGCCCCAGAACCGCCUCCGGCCACACCUGCGCCAGAAGAACCUGUGGAGCAGGAGCGCGACAAUGGUGAAUCACGGAAAAUCAAGGCCUUAGUCCUGAAGCAAAGGGCGGAGAGGCAGAAUUGGGCUGCGAGGCUUAGAAAGGCAAAGGAAAUGGGCCUGGAAGUCAUAUCGAAGGUUCUUUUCCGGAUGCAAGACGAAAAGGAAGCACUGGUCAAGUCUAAGAAGCGUACCGCAGAGCUGAUGGGCCAGAUUCGUCACAUAUGUGCCUUGAUGCACCGGCUGGGACUUUCAGUGCUCAGUACUGCCUCCGCCCCAGGAAAAGGGCAAGACAAUGAGUUGCCUGCUCGAGAUCAAGACAGCGAGUCGCUUAAGAGUUUCCUUGAUCGUAUAAAGGAGAAGAGAGAUGCAGAGCCAUUGAAACUCUCUCUAGGCAUUGGAGACCCCGUUGGCCAAGCGGCUAAAACUCAAGGCUUCCCUGACAUUGAUCAAAUUCGCCCUUUGGCGUGUGCUGCAAUUAGUAAUGCCUUGUCGCGUGUCAUGCUGGCGGAGGUAUUAGAGAACACCCGAGAGGACGAGGAAUCUCAACCGACAGGAGGCGAUUCUGCAUUACGUCCGCCUCCUUUGGCGUUAGCUGCGGCGGCUGCAUCUUCUGGAAUAUCUGGUCCAAAUGAUGAAGCAACUACUCCAAGGGUUCCGCAAAGCGAGGAGGAAGCAGUCAGUGCGUUGGAACUUAUUUUCGCAAAAGCUGCUCCCGCUGAGAGUAGCCAGACAACGGUCGACGCGGAGACAGCCCAGAUGGUGGAAGGCAAGAAGGAACAAACGCUUGAGUCCAUUUUGCAAAUCCUUCCUCCUUGGGAGCAGCACAUGCUGGCACUCCUGUACGAACAGCAAGAAAUGAGGAGGGCUCUUGGCCAGCUUAGAGACCACUUUGUGCACCGCCUUAAGGAACUCCAAGUUUCCGUCAAGAAAGGAUUGCUGGAGAAGCUUGAGCUCACCGAGCACUGCGAGAGAAUGCUGGCUGCCCUAUGGAGCUUCAAGGCAGAGUUAACUGACGCACAGUCGCCGAACCGUAUCGACGAAGACACAAAUGCAAAGUUUGCAAAGCUGAUGGCUAAGCUUGAGGAGCUUUCGAUUCGACUCGCUGAACGGGACAUCGACUACAAGCUGCUCUCAGAGGAUUACUUGGCUGUCAAGCAGGAGAACGCAACACUGCAGGAGACUACACGGAGGCUUAAGGAGGAAAACAGGAGCUUGCUUAUGAUACCGAAGACAAUGACAAAUUGGGAAGACCUUAAGGGCUAUGAUGAUGUGGAGAAGAGAGCUCUGGCAAGAGAUGUCCAAAUGCUACAGGGCUACGCGUCACAUUUGCGUAUGAAGCUCGAAGAAGGCCGUGCCGUUGAGCUUGAUGUGCGGCGGCUGAACCAGGCGCUCUACGCGGAGCUCCUCGCUGCGAAUACCGCAAUAGCGGACCUGCAGGACCAGAUAAAGUUUUACACGAGCGUGGACAAACGGGAAGCGAUGCUUCUAGAGGAGCAAUUGGCCGCAGCUAAUCAAGCGGAAGCGGAGAAGAGCGACAGAAUUCGGGAACUAGAGGAGGAAGUUGCGAGUUUAAAAGAGCAGCUUGCAGCAGCACUUCCCAAGCCGGCAGCUGAGGAGCCUGAACCUGAGUUGCCUGUUGAACCCGUGGAAGAAGUGCCGGCUCAAACCGAGCAGCAGCCACCGACCCGACGCUCCGUGAAGAAGAGCGCGCUCACAACGAGCGCCAAGGCAAAGCCAAAGGCUACUUCCAGAUGUGAGUCUCCGUGA